AUGUCGAAGUCAAAGAGCGCAGGCCCUUCUGGGGGCUACCAUCAAGAAUAUAUCGCCUCCCUUCGUUAUCGCAAUGACCUCCCCGUUCCUGACAUGCCUCCGAAAUUCCUAGAGGUGCCCCACGAAGGGCUUGAACACUUCCUUAGCCCUGGGUUUACAGCUAAUAUGGUGCGUCGUGAGGAGCUUAAUAUUGAUGUGGACGCUGAGGGAGGGAUGACGAUUGAUCUCGUUGGGAUUCCCGGAUUGCACCUGGGCGAUGAAAGCGCUAUAAUGGCUCCUGAUAAUCCUCCAACUUUAGACCCAGCCGACCUGCCUUUACUCAUGAACCCUGAACAAUUAAGGAACCCUGCACCAAAAAACGCAAAUGUCAGCUUUCUUCGCCGAACACAAUACAUUGCUACGACGGGAGCUGGUCGCAAUGCAGAUUCAAAGCUCACAACCUCUGGUGGCUCUAAAUUCAAAGUACAGAAGCCCAAACCGUCGCGCGAUGAGCCCUUGCAUAUCAAAAAGUACAUUAUCAAAGGAUUUGACAUUGCGUACCCAAAAAGCAAACACAUAGGAGAGGAUACUGGCGCACGUAUUAGAGGCCUCCCCUCUACUAAGACUGAGCUUGAUGCCUGGGCCACUCCUGUCCACCCAGACAACCCCAAACUAGAGCCUUUAGGGUGCUACCCUAUUAUUCCCGACGUCGGAGGUUUCCCUGAUCCUGGUGGCUUCUUGCAAUUUAAAUUCGACAAAGCACCCGUUCAGUCUAUAAAAGGAAGACGCGAUGAUCGAAUGGAUAUUGGAAUUUUACUUCCAUCCGCCCCAGAAGAGCGAGUUUCGCAGGAUCAUGCAUCAAAAAUUGCCCUGCACAAGGCAAAUCCCAACAUGUAUCCUGACCCUGGCCCGGUUCCCUGGGACUAUGAUCUUUUCUUAUCUAGAAAGGAAGACUCGGUAAAGAAUAUUAAGAGUAGCUUAAAUAUCCUCAACUCCAACCGAGAUGCGGCAAAGUAUUACUCCCAUGAGAACCAGGAUGGAGUACGUUACCAUCAAUAUGACCGUCUUCGCACCUAUGCGACCAGCACGCAGAUUCUCAACACCCAGCAGAAAUAUAAGGAUGUUGCCCUUGUCUUAUUCAAACCUGAUCAGGCUACCUCGGACACCCGACUCACCCAGAAAGCCGCAUAUUACUAUCCUAUCUUAGCAAAAACUCGCUUGAAGCCCGAGCGUUCUCGUACGAUUGCCCAAGCCGGAUUGGCCCCUACGCGUGGUAAAUCUAAGGAGGACCAAAUACACCAGAUCCAGGUUGCAGUGCGAGAUCCCAAUGAGAGUGAGGCGCAUAAGAGAGCAAGUCAUCGUGCGCAAAUAGACUCUGUGUUUGCGAAGACAAUGCCUCCACCGCCUUCCCCUGAUGAGCUGCUUAAAGACGAUGUUGAUGCAGAGGGCGAAGAAGUAGAUUUAAUAUGA
This is a messenger RNA of Ophidiomyces ophidiicola, 1449 nucleotides long. RefSeq lists its product as uncharacterized. Gene Ontology annotation, molecular function: chromatin binding; RNA polymerase II complex binding. Gene Ontology annotation, biological process: transcription elongation by RNA polymerase II. Lineage: Eukaryota; Fungi; Ascomycota; Eurotiomycetes; Onygenales; Onygenaceae. The record is from RefSeq and is a predicted model, not a curated record. The coding region runs from base 1 to 1449 and encodes 482 amino acids. Gene Ontology annotation, cellular component: Cdc73/Paf1 complex. The transcript is spliced from 2 exons.